Molecule: messenger RNA, 1182 nt
Organism: Pseudozyma flocculosa PF-1
Lineage: Eukaryota; Fungi; Basidiomycota; Ustilaginomycetes; Ustilaginales; Ustilaginaceae
Exons: 3
Coding region: 1-1182 (393 amino acids)
Biological process (GO): ubiquitin-dependent protein catabolic process
Cellular component (GO): proteasome regulatory particle, lid subcomplex; cytosol; nucleus
Molecular function (GO): structural molecule activity
Source: RefSeq, a predicted model, not a curated record
AUGUCCGCGUCCACGUCCGAGGUCGUCGAUGACCCGCAAGCCUACCUCGACGCCGCGGGCAGCUCGUCGUCGACGCCCGCCUCGCUCCGCCCAUACUAUGCCCGCUUCAAGACGCUCCACCAAAAGAAGCUGUGGUACCAGCUCACCCUCGCCGUCGAAGACUUUCUCGCCCUCCCCGACUCGCAGCAGCCCCCCAUCCACAUCGACCUGUACACCCACUUUGUCACCAAAUUCAGCGCAAAGAUCAACCAGCUCCAGCUCGCCGCCAUCGGCGUCCGCGUCGCGCGCCAAUUUAGCGACCCGGCAAAGGCCCUCGCCUUUCUCGACGACCUCGUCAUCACCGUCGACUCGCCCGACGCCCAGGACGCCUACGUCUACGCCCGCAUGGAGGCCGCCCACUUCCGCCUCGUCCUCGGCGACACCGACGGCACAAAGCAGGCCAUGGACCGCUGCGCGCAGAUCCUCGACACAUUCGACGCCGUAGAGACGGCCGUCCACGCCAGCUUCUACCGCGUCUCGGGCGACUUUUACAAGGCCAAGGCCGAGUACGCAAACUACUACAAAAACUCGCUCCUCUACCUCGCCUGCGUCAACGUCGACACCGACCUCGCAGACGCAGACCGCGUACAGCGCGCACACGACCUCGCCAUCUCGGCUCUCCUCGGCGACUCGAUCUACAACUUUGGAGAGCUGCUGCUUCACCCCAUCCUCGCAUCGCUGGCAUCGAGCGAGCACGCGUGGCUGUCGGACCUGCUGUUCGCCUUCAACGCGGGCGACAUUGGGCGGUUCGAGUCGCUGGCGCCACACCUGUCCAAGGAGCCCAUCCUGUCCGAGAAUCUGCCCUUCCUGCGCCAAAAGGUCUGCCUGAUGGCGCUCAUCGAGUCGGUGUUUAGGCGCUCCUCGGACGACCGCACCAUUGCGUUCGAGACGAUCGCCAUCGAGACCAAGCUGCCCGUCGACGAGGUCGAGCACCUCAUCAUGAAGGCCCUCAGCCUCGUCCUCAUCAAGGGCACCAUCGACCAGGACGCCCAGGUGGCGCGCAUCGUCUGGGUCCAGCCGCGCGUCCUGGACCGCCGGCAGAUUGAGGCGCUCCAGAACCGCCUCCGCGACUGGUGCACCAAGGUGCAGGAGGUGGGCGAGUUUGUAAAGAACCAGACGCCCGAACUGUUCAUCACGGCAUAG